AUGCUCUCUAACCAGCGCUCGACGGAAGACCGGGACCUCCUUGAACGGAGCACGAAGAAGCCGAAACGAACAGCUGAUGCGGCGGAGAUCCACGCUUUGGGAUCAGGAGAGGCGGGGCAGACACAUGCGGAUGUGGAGGUCGUGAGUGAGACCCCAUCGGAUGAGAUGGUUACGAAGGUCACAUCGGCACAUGCAGAGGAUCAAGGUGACAGAGAGAUGGACACACAAGUGGGAAUGCGUGCUUCAUCGCAGGCGCCGAUUCAAUCUCGACGAACGUAUGCGCAGAGUUUAGCUGGCACGACCGUGCAUCUUCUGCCUUCCCAGGUGGCGGAUCAUGAUCUGAGUAGUGCGGAAUCAACUGACGACGAGGAGAUGCUGGACGACGAAGGUGACGACCCCUUGUGCCCCACCAUACGUCUGACUAAGAGGGAGAUCGAAGCAAUCCGCGCACCGUGGAGGAAGACACUUAUUGUUAAGGUGCUAGGCCGGACUGUGGGAUAUGCCUACCUGUUGAGACGAUUGAUCUCCAUGUGGAAACCAAAGGGGAGUCUAGAUCUGAUCGCGAUUGAUAAUGGAUAUUUUCUCGUUCGCUUCGGCUCUGUGGACGACCUGGAGUUCGCCAUGUUCGAAGGACCUUGGAUGGUGUUGGAUCACUACCUCAUCGUCAAAGAAUGGGAGCCGGACUUUGAUCCUUUCGCGGCUCAUACGGAAAAAGUCUUAGUUUGGAUCCGGAUACCUUGUCUGCCGGCGGAAUAUUACAACAUAAUUUUCCUGCGAAAGCUCGGCAACAAGGUGGGGAGAUCGGUGAGAGUUGAUCAAGCAACAAGUUUGGUGUCGAGGGGCAUGUUCGCGCGGAUUUGUGUUGAGAUCGAUAUUACAAAGCCCAUGAUUUCCAAAUUUACGUACAAUGGCCGUGUAAGGUAUGUAUCCUAUGAAGGCCUGCAUAUGGUCUGUUUUACGUGUGGUUUAUAUGGACAUUCAGAAGAGACAUGCCCCAAGCGUGCACAAGCCACACAGGAUCCAAAGGAGAACCAAGCAGAGGCGACGAGGGAACACCGGCCACAAGCUGAGACGGGCAUCGCAAAACAGAGUGCAGUAGUGAGACCAGACGCUGUUGGUUCGGCACCUUUUGGCGUUUGGAUGAUUGCUCCAGGAAGAAAAGGGGGCAGGCCACCAGGCAGCCGCCCUGCCCAGCAUCAGGCACCCGCUGCUGGAGGCGACAAGCGCAAAGGUGGUGAACAGGUUUCAAGAUUCGCCCCCUUGCGACACGAUCCCAACAAUGAGGGAAUUAAUGCUGAGAUCGCUGAUGAAGGACCGGCAGAUGAGGAUGGCGUCGGAAUCUCCCAAAUUCCGGCUGAGUUAAAGAAUAGCGCACCUGUGCGGGUAAGUGGUGGAGGAAGGCAAAGGAGACCAAAUGUGAUUGCCACGGAGAAACAAAUUGAGAACGAGGUUGGAAGGUCAGCCCGUGCUGGGGCAGUCGACAUCGCCCAGUCCUCGUCUCUGCCACGAAGAAACCCGAACACGCAUUCCAGACGGGCAGCUGAAGAAGAGGAGCAUGUUGUCGUGCGGGGUGAAAAGGGGGGCCUGAUCAUAAGCUCAACUAGGGUGUGUAUGGGGGACAUGGUGGGUGACAUUCCGUCUCCAGUUUGGCAGGCGACUAAUGAACAUCACAGUGACCCUCUCGCAAAAAGGGAUGAUGAAGGGGAUGUGGUCAUGAAUCUUGAGUCGAGUCAGGCGCAGCGUGAGAUCGGGGAGCAUAACGGGGGCGCAGGUGGCAAGCCGUUCCGCCGCGCUCUUCUUCAUCUUCUGAAAACGCACAAGCCAUGCAUCCUUGGUCUUUUUGAGCCAAAGGUAUCCGGCUCUCAGGCUAACAAAAUCUGCUCCAACCUCGGCUUCUCGGACUGGAUCCGUAUUGAAGCUGUCGGUUUCAGUGGGGGUAUCUGGGUUUUUUGGAAAGAUGUGUUUAAGGUUACAGUCUCUUUCACUCACCCGCAGUUUAUUUUGCUACAGGUUUCUCAGCCGGGCCAGGAUCCCUGGAACCUUGCGGCAGUGUAUGCCAGCCCAGCUCAUCACCUACGACGGAGACUAUGGACUGAUCUCACGCAUGCGAGCAGAGGGAUACAAGGGCCCUGGCUGGUGGCGGGAGAUUUUAACACUGUAGUUAGUAGAGAGGAGACGAAGAACUAUGUCUCUUUCUCUGCUCAAAGAAGCUCAGAGUUCGUAAAUUGGAUCAAUGAUGAAGGCCUCGUGGAUCUUGGGUUUUCGGGGCCAAAGUUGACUUGGGUUAAGGACGGCUCAACUACCACCAUCAAAGGCGCCCGUUUAGACCGGGCGAUGUGCAACCUGGAGUGGCGGGCACGCUUUCCAGAUGCUGCUGUCUCACACUUGGCCCGUUUGGCAUCUGAUCACGCCCCCAUUCUGCUCAAGCUGGAUGGGGGACGGUCCAGAAAUUAUUCUAACAUGAGUCCUUUCCUUUUUCAGGCGGCAUGGUUGAGACACCCGGAUUUGCAGGAGGUGGUUCAUGACACUUGGAACGGUGGUCUUGACCUCAGAUCUAACCUGCAUGGCCUCGCAUCGACUUUAUCCGGUUGGAACAGGACGGUCUUCGGUAAUAUCCACUUCCGAAAGAAUUCCUUGCUGGCCCGAAUUGGGGGCGUGCAACGAAUGCUGGCAACUCGACAACACAGGGGUCUCUUUAAACUCGAGUAUAAGCUACGUAGAGAGCUAGAGGAAAUUCUUUACCAGGAAGAACUUCUAUGGUACCAAUGA
Molecule: messenger RNA, 2769 nt
Organism: Ipomoea nil (Japanese morning glory)
Lineage: Eukaryota; Viridiplantae; Streptophyta; Magnoliopsida; Solanales; Convolvulaceae
Exons: 2
Coding region: 1-2769 (922 amino acids)
Molecular function (GO): zinc ion binding; catalytic activity; nucleic acid binding
Source: RefSeq, a predicted model, not a curated record